Molecule: messenger RNA, 3460 nt
Organism: Bemisia tabaci
Lineage: Eukaryota; Metazoa; Arthropoda; Insecta; Hemiptera; Aleyrodidae
Source: RefSeq, a predicted model, not a curated record
UUAAUUGAAAGUUAGAGACGAACACAUCACCAUUUUUACUAAUGGGUCAUUUCAUUUAAAACUUACCAGCUGUGCAAUCCACUGGCUCAGAUUUUUCCAAACUGAAAAAAUCACUAUGGUGUCAAUGUAUAAGUGAAAAAAUAAAUUGGUACAAAAAAGACGUCAGUGAUGAGGGGGCUGAUGGAUGGGGAAAGUUCCUCUUGGUUGCACAGCAAUUUAUUCUUUAUUAACCUACCUGUAAAUCGAUUUUUCAAAAAAUUAUGCCUCAACCCAAAAAAACUUAUUUGGAAAAUCAUUGUUGAAAUUUUAGUGAGCUCAGUAUUCGAGAAGACUCAUUCAUCGCCAAAAAACACUUCAUUCUUAAUUUUUUGGAAUGAUAUUCGAUUUUUUCACCCAUGUGGGCCUUUUUUUCUAGGCAAGAAGUCUCUAUUUUUAAUCAGAGAAAUAUUUCUGCAUCAGUUGAAAAAAUUGAAAAUCUAAAGGGUAAUAGUCUAUAGAGCUUUUAUUAGAAAAAUGUCUGAAGUAAAUUGGUCGUUUCAAAAAUUGAAAGUAAAUAUCCAUUUCCGAUCAUAGAGAAUGAAAGCAAAAAUACCCACUUGAAAAUAUGUGAUCGUGUUUGCUGCACGAAUUGACUAUGGAGGUAAUUUUUUAUCGGUUCAAAAAUUUUUUGUUUUUUUUAUGUUGCUCUCAGGGAGAAGAUCAAGAUGUAAACCAGCCAUGUGUGUCUGCUUCUCACUGUGUUGAAGAUGCCUCUAAUUUUGCUGGCCAAAUUUAUGAUUUUAUAGACAGUCCCUCUCAAAAUGUUGACGAUUUGAGAGAUCCAGAUUAUGAACCCGAUUCAAAUUAUGAACCCGAACCAGAUCCCCAACCUGAACGUGAACCUGCCACUCAACUGAAAGUUAAGACUGUAAGGGGUAGAAAUAAUAGGGUGAAAAAUCCCAAUUAUAAACGAGAAUGGGAUAGAGUAAACUACUGUCUUCUUUGUAAGAAAACAGUGACAACCUUCUCUCGUCAUUUGAAGCAGACACAUAAAUUGUCAACCGAGGCAAAAACUUACAUAAAUAUUACGCAUCCAGACCUGAAAGUCCAAAAACGACUGCGAACUCAGUAUACAGAUAAACUUAGAAGACAGUGGAACGCAGAAUACAAUAAAAAUUCCACCGAUUGCGAAAAAUUUUUACCAGCUCGCCGAACCAAAGCCGCCUUCACCAAUGUGAGUCAGUAUUUAAAGUGUAAAUACUGCGAUUUACUGUUGGCUAAAAAAUCUUUCUACAGACAUGUCAAAGUUUGUUCUGAAAUUCCACAGGACAUUCGGGAACAGUUCCUAUCCAAAUGGGACGUCAAUUUAGAAGGAGACACUGAUGAGACACUCAAAAUAGGGUUCGGCAUCUCUAAAAGAGUCCCCGUUCAAAGGGACUUUGGGGAGAUUAUAUUCCCCAACUUAGAGGCAACCACAGAAAAACUUCAAACUGCCAUAUUUCCAACUAUGCAGAAGGAUGAUCUGUAUCUGAUCGCAAUGAACGAUCGUACUUUAAGAAUGGCAGUUUCCUUAUUUUAUGAGACACACUCUGAAGAUAAAGACCAAUACCAAGUUAGCAGGAAACUGCGAGAUGGGGCAAAUCUCUUAAAACAGUGCCGAGCUGCAAGUGAAGAAAUAAAGGAAUUUGCAGAUAUUUUUCAUCCCAAACACAUUGAUGUCCUUACCAAAGCUGUGAGAGUCCUUGCCAAGUAUGAUUUCGAAACAGGAAAAGUGGGGAUCAUUGGAAUGGGGGAUAGACUAUCUUGGAUCAUUCAAGAAUGUGCAAAAUGUGUCUUUGAAGCUGUAUGUAACAAUGUAAGCUUACCCAAGGAAGAAUUGGAGAAUCGUAAGACAAAUAUAAAUGAUUUUUUGUUGAUACUUAGAAAUAAGUGGAAAUACAUAAUAUCCACAAAUUCUCGAAAAACUAAAUUGGUGAAUAAAUGUACGAAACCUGUAAUAAUGCCGCAUGAUGAUGAUGUGAUAACUGUUGGGAAUAAACUCAAAGAAUUAGAAAUUAUUUAUUAUAAUAAGGUUAAACAAAGCCCUUCACCUGUAAACUAUGAAAAUUUACUAAAAGUAACCAUUGCUCAUUGUAUCACAUUUAAUAGGAGAAGAUCCGGAGAGAUUGCCUUAGCAUCUCUGAAAUCAUAUGUAGACAGGCCUCCCCCCGAUGAUAUACCGCAGGAUGCCCUUGCACAGUUAUCUAAAGAAGAAUUAGAGAGUGCUGAUGUCUUGAGUGUUUUCCUGGUUGUUGGCAAAAAUUUAAAAUCAGUCCCUACUCUUCUCACAAAACAAAUGAAAUUAAACAUAGAUCUCAUUAUUGAGUGUCGCAAGACAUUAGGCCUUGAAGAAAGCCCUUACUUAUUUCCAAGAGUUCUUGGAGCGAAACCAUUCACUGGCAGUGAUAUUAUCAGUGAUGUACGUGCUUUAUGUACGCUGAAGAAAAGUGAGCACUACACUGCAACAGGCUUACGACACCACUUGGCCACAAAAACGGCCAUUCAUGGGGACAGUGGGUACCUCGAAAAAGUUUGUGAGUUCAUGGGGCACACUAAAGAUGUCCACCGGAACAAUUAUAGGUUCCCGAUUGAACUAGUCCAAAAGGGCCAAAUAGGGAAGAACCUCCUGCUGAUGGAAAAUGGCCAUGCCACCACAUCGAUAAGUAAUGAAAUUAGAAAUAUUGAUGAUAUAGUCGAGCCAGAGCAAGUUCCUCCUGGCCAAGUUCCUCCUGGCCAAGUUCCUCCUGGCCAAGUUCCUCUUGGCCAAGUUCCUCCUGGCCAAGUUCCUCCUGGCCAAGUUCCUCCUGGCCAAGUUCCUCCUGGCCAAGUUCCUCCUGUAUUGGUUGAGCAAAACGUAGGUGCGGAACCAAAUGAGCUUCCUUUCCCUAGUACUUCAGAUGAUAACUUAAUUGAUUUAGAAAGCAUUAAUGCGUCAAUGCGUGUCCAGAGAUCAGAAGAAGGCAAGAUAAAAUUAAGGAAAAGAUGGACUUUGGAGGAAGCGACAAUUUUGUUAAAUUCAUUUGCAGAUUGCUUCAGAAUUGGACAGCCUCCUGGUGUUAACAAAUGUUUACCAGUCAUGAGAAAGUACGCAUGUUUACAAUCCAGAGAGUGGAGACAGGUGAAAGCUCAGGUGCAAAAUUACAUGGAGGGGAAAACGAAAUUACCUCCUGGUUUUGAGCAUCUCCAAUAUUAUGUCAAAAAAAGAAGAUUGCAUUAGUUGCUGAUAUUUCUUUGAAUUUGUGACAAAGUUUCUAUUUACAAUAUUAUUACCUCAUUAUUAUAUCAGUACUUUUCAUUAAGAUUUACAGUAUACAUUUUUCAACAUUUAAAACCCCACUCCUCCAGGUCGACCGUCAUCUUGUAACAUUCGAACAACUCCACUGCCGUGCUAAGGAAGAACUCCGUAUGAACAUUCAAGAGUCGCCAAAUUUCCCCGAAUAAA